AUGGAUACGGGCAGCAUAUACAGAGUCGGGAGCCUGAGACGGAACAGCUGGAGGGACUCCGAGGACGUGUUCUCAAGAUCGUCCAGGGAAGAGGACGACGAGGAGGCGCUGAAAUGGGCGGCCUUGGAGAAGCUCCCCACCUACAGCCGCAUAAGGAAGGGCAUCCUCAUCGGCGCCGAAGGCGGGCACAGGGAGAUCGAGAUUAAGGACCUAGGGAACCAGGAGAGGAAGACCCUGCUCGAGAGGCUGGUCAGGAUUGCCGACGAGGACAACGAAAGUUUCCUGUUGAAGCUCAGGAAUCGCAUUGAUCGGUAAGUAAUGUAUAAAAUAUCAUCCUGUCUUCUAACAGUUUCUGAUUCCCGUCAUAGCCUGGAAUCAUCUCCGCUAGGAAAUUUUUGGCGGAAGUCUUGAGUUUUUUUUUUCCCCCUCUGGUUCAUGUCAGAGUGGGCCUCGACCUUCCUACGAUCGAAGUGCGUUUCGAGGACCUCAAGAUCGUGGCGGAGGCUCACGUCGGGGGUAGAGCGCUGCCCACCGUCCUCAACUCCGCUAUGAACAUCCUGGAGGUAGAGCUUUUCGCGAAGGAUCCAACAAGGUGACCUGGUUUCCCCUUGCGGGCCUGAUUCGAACAGCUGAGUUUUUUUUAAGGUCGCGGCGGGCGCUCUCCGCAUCCUGCCCAGCAGGAAGCAACCUAUCUCCAUCCUUCAUAAUGUUAGCGGCAUCAUCAAACCUCGCAGGUAUGGAAGAUGAGAAUGAUCGAGUUUGCUCGCUCCCACGGCCCAUGGCUUUCAGAAUUCCCCUUAAUCUCUGUCUUCACUGUUCUCCAGGAUGACUCUGCUUUUGGGUCCCCCGGGAUCGGGGAAAACGUCCCUUUUGCUGGCCCUCGCUGGGAAGCUGGGCUCAGACAUCAAGGUUUCUUCUUGUUCUUGUUCUCCAUCUUCAUCAUCUUCUUCCUCCGAUCUCUCGGUUGAUUCUCGAACUUCGCGUUUUUUGGUGUGAGAAGGUUUCGGGGAACAUAACCUACAAUGGACACGGAUUGGACGAGUUCGUCCCGGAAAGAACAGCCGCCUACAUCAGUCAGUAUGAUCUCCACAUCGGGGAGAUGACUGUUCGGGAAACACUGGCCUUCUCUGCUAGAUGUCAAGGCGUAGGAACGCGCUACGGUGAGCUCUGUUCCACCUGGUUUUUGCCCGAAUGAAUUCCCAUAGAUUACGCAGUGAAUAAUUUCCUACUGCGAUCGCAGAGAUGCUGUCGGAGUUGUCGAGAAGAGAGAAGGAGGCCAACAUCAAGCCAGAUGCUGACAUCGACGUCUUCAUGAAGGUAAGAACUCUUCGCUAAGAUUGCUCUCUCUAAAAUUCCAUUUGUGAGGCCACUGACGGUCCUCUUUCCAAAUACAGUCCGCUGCAAUGGAAGGCCAACAAGCCAGCGUAGUGACAGACUACAUCCUCAAGGCAGGCCUCCGAUUACCUUUGCAACUUUCUCAGUUUCAUCGUUGACUCCUCGCUUCUUAUUCAAUACGAAUCUUCCUCCUGCAGAUCCUAGGGUUGGACAUCUGUGCUGACACCAUGGUGGGUGAUGAGAUGGUGAGGGGCGUCUCCGGCGGCCAAAGGAAGCGCGUCACCACAGGUAGAGAGCGAGAGAUCAAAAGAGAGAGAUAGAUAAGUAGAUAGAGAGAGAGAGAGAGAGGUAGAUAAGUAGAUAGAUAGAUAGAGAGAGAGAGAGAGAGAGAGAGAGAGAGUUCUGAAGAUCCUUCUUUCAUUCUACUUCUCCCUAUUAAAGAAGCCUCCGCUGAACCAUCGCAGGGGAGAUGAUGGUUGGACCCGCGAGAGCUCUGUUCAUGGACGAGAUAUCGACCGGUCUGGAUAGCUCGACCACCUUCCAGAUCGUAAAGGCUCUGAGGCAGUCAAUCCACAUCCUCGGGGGAACUGCCCUCAUCUCGCUGCUCCAGCCGGCGCCGGAGACGUACGACCUCUUCGACGACAUCAUCCUCCUCUCCGAUGGGCAGAUCGUCUACCAAGGCCCCCGCGAGGAUGUCCUCGAGUUCUUCGAGUUCAUGGGCUUCAAGUGCCCUGAGAGGAAGGGCAUCGCCGACUUCCUUCAAGAGGUCAGCGUCUCCCCUGUUUCCGUGAAAACUUUCCGAUGAUCUUCUCGGAAGGCAAAGUUCGAAAUUUUAUCUUGAAAAUCUUCUCCAGGUGACGUCGAGAAAGGACCAAGGGCAGUACUGGGCCCGCCACGGGGAGCCUUACCGAUUCGUGCCAGUGAACGACUUCACCGAGUCCUUUAAGGCCUUCCAUGUGGGGAAGGAUAUGACAAAGGAGCUCGCGGUGCCGUUCGACAGGACCAAGAGCCACCCUGCGGCUCUGACCACGUCCAAAUACGGCGUCAGCAAGAAGGAGCUACUGAAGGCUUGCAUCGAGAGAGAGCUGCUUCUCAUGAAGCGGAAUUCCUUCGUCUACGUUUUCAGGUCCUUCCAGGUACUGGUUCUCCUCCUUGACUGGUACUCCCCCUCCUGGACCUCCAGUUGUCUAAUCCAAUCUCCUACUGAACUCAGCUUCUCCUAUUGAGCUUCUUCGCUAUGACGGUUUUCCUGAGGACGAAGAUGCCCCGGGACUCGGUGGCCGAUGGAAACAUCUUCAUGGGAGCACUCUUCUUCUCCGUCGUCGUCGUCAUGUUCAAUGGGUUUGCGGACCUCGCCAUGACCAUAGCCAAACUCCCAGUUUUCUACAAGCAGAGAGACCUUCUGUUCUAUCCCGCAUGGGUCUAUGCCCUGCCGUCGUGGGUGCUGAAGAUUCCCAUAACCUUCGUAGAAGUUGCAGUCUGGGAGUUCGUGAGCUACUACGUCAUCGGAUUCGAUCCGAGCGCUGCAAGGUGAAGGCCCUAUUGGAUUUUGAACACCAAGAGUUUGGCACACCGACCAUGGCGACGUUGACCUGGGAAUUCCCUUCUUCUAUGCAGAUUAUUUAAGCAAUACCUUCUGCUUCUUCUGACGAGCCAGAUGGCGAACGGUCUGUUCCGGCUGGUGGGUGCGCUGGGCAGGAGCAUGGUGGUCGCUAACACGUUCGGAACUUUCGCACUGCUCGUCGUGAUGGUGCUGGGCGGGUUCGUUCUUGCGCAAGGUAGGAUCCGACGAACAGCGUAGAUCAACAGCUUCGUCUAGAACUCGUCCACCCAAAUAGAUGAUGACCUGAUUCUCUUUCCUCCUGCAGAGAAUGUGAAGAAAUGGUGGAAAUGGGGGAUGUGGGUCUCUCCUAUGAUGUACGCACAGUACGGGGUCUUCGUCAAUGAAUUUCUCGGCAAAAGCUGGAGCACGGUGAGUGGUACUAGAGUUGCCAUGAUUGUGCCUAAUUUUGUGUGAUGCAUUGACCUUGGAACUACGAUAGAUGAAGUUUAGCUCUUCUCAUUGCUAAUUAAUUUAAGACCGCGUUAUUACAUGACCUGAUCUUCAACUUGAGCAAAUUACAUUUAAUAUACUAUUGGGUUUAUUUUGAAUCAAUGAACACGGGUUUAUUCCAGCGCUGUUGGAAGGCCCCAUCUGGCGGGCAACUCACCUCUGAUGUUCACAUCAGGUUACUGGGUAGAAUUUUUCUCGAUCAAAUCGGGGAUUUUGUAUCUGAAACAUAAACUAAUCUCACCUGGCUUUAACUUUGAUGACCAGAAUAUUUUCCACUGGUCUACCCUUUGGUCAGGGGGAGCUAAUGACCGUGUUUUAAAUAAUAUAAAUUGCACAGAUUCUCCCGGGAACCACAGAGCCGCUUGGAAUCCUAGUCUUGAGGUCCCGCAGCGUCUUCACCGAACCAAAAUGGUAUUGGAUUGGAGUGGGGGCACUCGCUGGAUACAUCCUGCUGUUCAACUUCUUGAUCACUCUGGCUCUCCAGUAUCUCAAUCGUGGGUUCCCUCCUCCAUUCGGAAUUUUAACGAGCCAGCUCGUCCUCAUACAUUAAAUCUGUCCGUCCAUGUUCAGAAUUCCUGCUCAUGUUUCUCUGCGUCUAAUUCUUUCAGCACUCGGAAAUGGUCAGGCGACCGUAUCUGAAGAGUCACUGAAUGAGAAGCACGAGAACUUGACUGGGCAAUCGCUUGAACUGUCAUCCAGAGGAAAGCAAUUCCGAGGUAACCAACCAUUCGCCCGAUGCCCCGUGUAGGUCCUUUUUUCCGCCUUCUGUUGUCACCUCUGAUCGAGCUUUGAGAUUUCUCUGCGCGCAGGGAAGAGUGAGGAUAAGGCAUCGGCUCCCAAGAGAGCCGGCAGCUUGAAUCCGGAUAGGAAAGGGAUGGUUCUUCCUUUCGUCCCUCUUUCCAUGGAGUUUGAGAACAUCAGAUAUUCGGUUGACAUGCCAGCGGUAAACCUCGUUCUAUAUAUAAGCACAUUCAUUGACGAGUUAUGUAAGAAUAUUCACACAAGUGAAGAGAGAGAUGAAACAUUUUGAUUGAUGUUCCUCGCAGGAAAUGAAAGCGGAAGGGGUUGUAGAGGACAGAUUGGAGCUUCUGAAGGGCGUGAGCGGAUCCUUCCGACCAGGAGUUCUCACAGCUCUGAUGGGAGUCAGCGGCGCCGGAAAGACGACGUUGAUGGACGUGCUGUCUGGGAGAAAGACGGGAGGAUAUAUCGAAGGGAGCAUAACCAUAUCCGGGUACCCCAAGAAGCAGGAGACGUUCGCUCGCAUAUCUGGUUACUGUGAGCAGAACGACAUCCACUCGCCACACGUCACCAUCUACGAGUCGCUCCUGUACUCUGCCUGGCUGCGUCUACCAGCCGAGGUCGACUCCAAGACGAGAAAGGUAGGAUGAUAAGUUUGAGAUACGUAUGUUCGCGGUUGUAUUGUGGAAUCGUGGUGAUAACCUCGCUCCUGCAACCAUCGGGUGGGUGGGCAGAUGUUCUGCGAAGAGAUCAUGGAGCUCGUGGAGCUGACACAGUUGAGGGGAGCGCUCGUUGGGCUGCCCGGCGUCAAUGGCCUCUCGACGGAGCAGAGGAAGAGGCUGACUAUCGCGGUCGAGCUCGUCGCCAACCCGUCCAUAAUAUUCAUGGACGAGCCCACCUCUGGCCUUGAUGCUAGGGCGGCCGCCAUCGUCAUGAGAACGGUGAGGAACACGGUUGACACCGGAAGGACAGUCGUGUGCACAAUUCAUCAGCCCAGCAUAGACAUAUUCGAAGCUUUUGAUGAGGUAACAAGACUUCUUUUGGCAUUCUUCUGAAAUUGCUCGCGGAUUCUCUCUUUAGACUUCAUGCUGUCCGUUUGCCUGCAGCUGUUUCUGAUGAAGCGGGGGGGAGAAGAGAUAUACGUCGGUCCGUUGGGACGCCAAUCUUGCGAGUUGAUCAAGUACUUCGAGGUGAGGUUUCGGUGAUAACAGCUUCCGUUCCCCCACUCUUUGGGGUCAUGCGGCUUCCUUGAAAAAACGGUUUUAUUGACAUGUCUGUGACAUUAUCUUUCGCAGGGUAUCCGAGGAGUUAGCAUGAUCAAAGACGGUUACAACCCUGCGACAUGGAUGUUGGAGGUGACGAGUCUAGGACAAGAAGACCUUCUUGGUGUCAGUUUCAGCGAGUUAUAUAAGAACUCGGAGCUUUACCAGUGAGUAGAUCAUAGAUCUCCAAUUUCCUUUUCCGAUGGAAUCGUAGGAUAACGAUCGAUUAAAGCAUACGUGAACCGACUUGGUUCUACGGCAUUAUAACCUGUUGAUGCCAAUGGCAGGAGGAACAAGACCCUGAUUAGGGAGCUGAGCGUGCCUGCUCCCGGCUCGAGAGACCUCGACUUCCCCACGCUGUAUUCACGAUCCUUCUUCACGCAGUGCAUGGCUUGCCUGUGGAAGCAACACCUGUCAUACUGGCGGAAUCCUUCUUACACUGCCAUGAGGCUUUUCUUCACGACCAUCAUUGCGCUGCUGUUCGGCUCAAUCUUCUGGGACUUGGGAUCCCGAAGGUAACCUAAUCUGACCUACUUACAUGCUUUGAUAUGUGCGGAUAUGCCGUUAAAUUUUGGGAGGCAAAGAAGUCGAAAUUAGUCGGCAGUGGGAUUUACUUGUAUCGAUCGAUCUUAAAUUACAGCACGAUUUUUGCAUGGUUGGACUCGAUUGUUUCGAUGUAAUGAAUUUUCAGGUGUUCUUCUGUUCUUGGAGCAUGAUUCAAGUCGUGAAAAUGUUUGGUUUCAGGGAAAAGAAGCAGGAUCUGUUCAACGCCAUGGGCUCCAUGUACUGUGCAGUUCUGUUCAUAGGGGUGCAAAACAGCCAGACAGUUCAGCCGGUUGUCUCAGUCGAAAGAACGGUCUUCUACCGGGAGAGAGCUGCCGGGAUGUACUCGGCUUUCCCGUACGCGUUUGGCCAGGUGAACUCUCAGAUCCAAAAAACCUUUCAAUAUCCUUUCCUCCUUGCCGGUGUGGAGCCCUUCGUUCCUCACCACCUCCAUGGGAGAUCUCGCAGGUGGCAAUAGAGAUGCCGUACAUCCUCCUUCAGUCCCUGGUGUACGGGGUCAUUGUCUACGCCAUGAUCGGGUUCGAGUGGACGGUGGCGAAGUUCUGCUGGUACAUCUUCUUCAUGUACUUUACCUUCCUCUACUUCACCUUCUACGGGAUGAUGGCCGUGGGGAUGACCCCCAACCACAACGUCGCUGCCAUCGUUUCCGCCGCUUUCUACGGAAUAUGGAAUCUCUUCUCCGGUUUCUUGGUCCCCCGACCGGUGAGCAUCUCCUCCUCCCGUUCUCCGUGGCCUCACUGCAUGGGAACUCUUUUGCUCACGCUUCUCUCUCUGUCUCUCUCUCUCUCUUGUUCGCAGAGGAUUCCCAUCUGGUGGAGGUGGUACUACUGGGCUUGCCCCGUGGCGUGGACUCUCUACGGCCUGAUCACCUCGCAGUUGGGGGACAUCUCGACGAUCGUCGAGGAUGAGCCAGUGGACGUGUUCCUGAAGAACUACUUCGGCUUCGAACACGAUUUCUUGUGGGCGGUGGCGACCGCGGUCGUCGCCUUCAGCGUGCUUUUCGCCUCCGUCUUCGCCUUCAGCAUCAAGACCUUGAAUUUCCAGAAGAGGUAA
Molecule: messenger RNA, 7005 nt
Organism: Spirodela intermedia
Lineage: Eukaryota; Viridiplantae; Streptophyta; Magnoliopsida; Alismatales; Araceae
Source: the annotation of a GenBank genome assembly